This is a messenger RNA of Acipenser ruthenus (sterlet), 2672 nucleotides long. RefSeq names its product heat shock transcription factor 2 binding protein (gene hsf2bp). The transcript is spliced from 8 exons. Gene Ontology annotation, cellular component: cytosol. Bases 27 to 1055 code for a protein of 342 amino acids. NCBI's taxonomy places the organism in Eukaryota, Metazoa, Chordata, Actinopteri, Acipenseriformes, Acipenseridae. The record is from RefSeq and is a predicted model, not a curated record.
GGCACGACAGAUCUUUGAUUAAAACAAUGAGUACUGUUAAAACGCAAGCGGAAAAGAACAGAAAACAAAAGGAUUCUGAUAGCAAAGAGGAAUUUGUUAAAAUACGGAAGAGAGAUUUGGAGAGGUUAACUACAGAAGUAAUGCAAGUUCGAGAUUUAUUACCUAGGAUAUUGAGCGGGAAUUUGUUUGAAAGUCUUCUCAAACUGAGUUCUGCAGAAUCAACAAUUUACAUGAAUGGCCGUAUGAUUGAGCAAUUGAAACACGACUGUGACCAUUUACAGUCUCGACUAGAGGUGGCUAAGGCAGAAUGCCAUGGAGAAAGAGAGGAGAAGCAGAUUUUCAGAGAUCAGCUAGGAGAGGCCAGGGUGCAGCUUCAGCAGCAGUCGGAAUACUGUAAUCAGAUGGGGUCAACGGUUUGCACUCUCCUUUGGGGUGCAACUAGAAAUGUGGAAGCUGUGAAGAAUAUCCUAAGUGGGAGAGAAGCAGAAAGGUUCUUCAAUGUUGCUGGACAGACACUGGAUACCUUUGUCAAGUCACUUGAUGCAGAUAUCAGACCAGAACAGCAUGAUGAAACUCAGUUUGUGUUAGCUUUGGCAGGCAUAAUUACCAAUAUUGCAGCUGUGACCUGUGGUAGGGAUUUGCUGUCCAGCUCAUCUCAGGUUCUCCUGGAUACUUUGAUGAAACUCCUAGAGGAAAUUAGACCAGGAAUCUGUACUGAACUGAAGGCGUUACUGUUAAAGUCCCUGUACAAUGUGAGCAUUAAUGUGAAAGGACUGAAGUACAUCAGUGAGCGUCCUGGGUUUAUUCGCCUGCUCUGGUGUCAUUUACAGGAUUCCGACCCAGAGGUAUGUAUGCUUGUCCUUUGUCUCCUGCAGUCUGUAGUUCAGGAGCCUGAGGUUCUGUCCAGGGUGAUACCUGAGCUGAAGGAAACCCUGCCUCUGCUACGCAUCAUGGAGCUGGCUGAAAGUCGUAACCAUGAACUACAGAAAGUUGCAGCUGAGUUGCUGGAUGAUCUGAAGACAUUAGGAGUUGAAGUGAAUGAAUCAGAGUGUUAAAAAAGCAUCAUACUUUCACAUAGUACACUAAAUGGAUUAUUACAUUUAGCUCAGAAAAAGGCCAUAUCCCCUAUUGAAGCACUAUUUGUGAUUCAGGCUGGAGGGAUUUCUUACAAUUAUAAGGUAUGUUUCAGUUUACAAAUGUAUGUACCAUUAUUUGACAUACAGUUUUUGUUUGUGUACUUGGACAAAAGUAAACAUUACUAAAUAUUAUAUAUGGUGACAAUAGGACCCUGCAAACUGUGAUGCACAUUAUUCCAAAUAUAGGCAAAACAAAGCGUGAGUUUGUAUAGAUUUCCCUUUAUAUUAUUUAUGUACAAAUACUAUAGGCCAGAUUACUCAAGGUCUCUGCUCAAAAGUGCAAUCAUUUCUUUGAAAAAAAAUGUAACUGCUAAAAACUGCAAUUUUAGCAACAAAUCCAUUACUUUUUAUGUAUCUUUAUUGUACACAUCAUGGUGAUAUAUUUGUCACCAUAAUCACGAUGUUUUGUUGUUGUUUUUGUUUUGACACACCUCCUAUAUCAUAAAUCAGCAAGGAAACAAAAGCAGACACCUCUACUCUACUGUAUAACACGUUAUUCUUGGCAAUGGUCCUGAGUAGACACCAUGAUUGCCCUCAUGCCGUCAAUACAGUGCUCUGAAGGUUGCAUUUUAGAAACAUGAACAACCUUAUCACUUGAACAUUCAAAAUCUUUUUGUUCUUUGCUUGUUUUAUGUUAGAUAUGUAAUGGACAAUGCUAAAGAUUCCAAAAAAAUAAACUACUACUUCUUGAUACCUAUGCUGUAGGUCACAUGGUUAUUUAUUUGAGUGAACUUGAACGAUUACAAAAGAAGUGAUUAGUAACUAGGAAGCAGCUUUACCUUUUUUAUCUAUAGUGUUGAAUUUGAAAUAUAUUCAAAUACCAAAUGAAAGUAUAAAACAACAACAAAGAACCAAUAUAACAUAAAAAGAGGGGACCAUAGAUAAGUGGGCUUUUUGUGAUAUCUUCUUUAAUAGUCUUUAAUAUACUCAUCUGAAAGGAUACACAGUAAUUCAGAGACUAACAUGGUGGUACCAAACAAGCUGGAGAGCACAUAUACUGAAUCAUAAAUGAGUUAUUUUUGUUUGAAAUCUGGCUACGCAUGGGAAAACAUCUUGUGAACAUCUGAAUUCCUAAAUCCUCUCACAAUGUCGAGUUCAGUUUAAAUAAUCAAAAUGGGCUUAACAAAACAAUCCUUAAUUGUAAUAUUCACAAGAAGGCUUAUUCACUGACGAUGCAGAUACAUGUCAAAGGAAAAUAAUUGGUCAAAACUGAUUUAUGAUCAAGGAUGUGUGGAAAAAAGUAGUAAUAUAAUCAUGAUUAUGGACCCUAUUCACAAAGAUUUAAAGAAUGAGGACUUUUUUCAAGGCCAUUUUGAUAAUUAUUCAAGUUUGCAGUUCAUUAAACACUUUUCAGUUGUUUAUUAGUUGAUCAUUAUUUUACAGUACAACAUUAUGUACAGCAUCGCAGACAUCUGCAGUUAGUAGUGUGUUUGGCAGGAAACCUCACAGCCUAUAACAAAUUAAGCACACACUGUACUUUUUGUCUCAGUUUUUUGUAAUUUUCUCCUUAAAACACUCAAUCUGAUUGUAGUCAAC